GCAAAAUGAAUUAUAAAUCAAUAAGUGAAGUUCUUCGGAUAUUUAUUUUAAUAUCAAGAUUCGUUCCUUUCUAUGCUUACGAUAAUUUAUCAAGCGGUCGAACAACCAUAAUGUUGCCAACAUACCACAGUUGUCAUCUUCUAUGUGGACCAACAACUGCAACAGAUGGACAAAGAGAAACAUGUACUAAUACUGAGGCCAUUGGACCAAGUUCAAGCAGUAAAACAACAGUAUGGUCUGUAGAUCUUGGAGGAAAUUACAAUAUUUACAGCAUCGAUAUACUAUUUAAAGACUAUGCUGGAUGGGAAAUGAGACAAAGAGGUCGUUUUGCCGGAUUUUCUCUUUAUAUAUCCAACACGCCUCAAAAAGAGGACGGCCAUCUUUGUUUCAAGAACACACUUCCGUUACCUCCCUUGGAUUUCCAUACAACGUGUAUAGGAUAUGGUCGUUACGUUAUCUAUUACAAUGAAAGACUGGACGGUGAAAUCUACCCUAAAGGAUACCAGACUCAAAUAUAUACACAGUUAUGUGAAGUCGACGUAAAAGAGUGUCCAAGAGGAUGGUAUGGGGUUGGUUGUAGACAGCAGUGUGUAACCUAUUGUAUAAAUAACGAGGUUUGUAAUCACGUGACCGGUCGUUGUGACAAUGGGUGUGCUGAUGGAUGGAUCGGGAAUUAUUGUGAUGAAUCAUGUACAAAAGGAAGCUAUGGCCCUGGUUGUGCAUAUAACUGCAGUGGUCAUUGUCGUAAUGAUACCUUCUGUAACAAACAAACUGGACAUUGUGACGCAGGAUGCAAACCGGGAUAUACAGGGAAUUUAUGUAACAAAGAAUGCAUUUCUGGACAUUUUGGACCAAGCUGUAAGGAACACUGCAGCCAGAAUUGUUGGAAUGAUGAGAUCUGUAACCACAUAGACGGAGUAUGUACAAAUGGAUGCAAGGAUGGAUAUAUUGGAGAGAAAUGUAACCAAAUCUGUGACCAAGGAUAUUUUGGAAGAAAUUGUUCUGGUGUUUGCCCUCAGAAAUGCAUCAGUCUAUGCGAGUUCAAAGACGGAUUUUGUGACUGUAUCCAUGGUUGGAAAGGCUCAAAUUGCAGUGAAAAAUGUCCUUUUGGAAACUACGGAAUAAAUUGUGAGGGGAAGUGCAGUUUACACUGUGGAUUUAACGACUCAUGCGAUAUAUACGAGGGAACUUGUCCACGGGGAUGUCAAGAACCCUACACAGGAUCAAACUGCUCACAGCUGCCAAGUGAUCUCCUUCAUCCGAUAUCUACCAAAGAUUCCGUUCUUCCCAUUCCCAUGCCCUGGUUUCUAGGAUUCACUCUGUUGGGAGUGCUUAAUUUGUGUCUAAUGAUAGGAAUAUGUGUUAUAAGCUGCAGGGCAUGCUCAAAGAAAAAGUGUAACACUGUUUCUCAGAACACCCAAAGUUCCAGUUACAUUAGCAAUGAAAGAGGAAUCACUUCGUAUGAAAUACACAACUAUCAGGAAUUAAGAAAUUCCAAAGACGAAAUCCAUUAUCAAGACAUUACUUCAAUUUGAAUUGUACUACAAUUACCAAAUUACAUGUAUUUUAUCGUCUCACCAUACUAACACUUACCUUAAACCUGUCACUAAGAUAUACGAACUUUGCGUGGUAUAAAGUGGACAAAAUGUAU
Messenger RNA from Saccostrea cuccullata (small rock oyster), 1651 nucleotides. RefSeq names its product multiple epidermal growth factor-like domains protein 10. Gene Ontology annotation, molecular function: scavenger receptor activity. The transcript has 10 exons. The coding region runs from base 6 to 1535 and encodes 509 amino acids. NCBI's taxonomy places the organism in Eukaryota, Metazoa, Mollusca, Bivalvia, Ostreida, Ostreidae. The record is from RefSeq and is a predicted model, not a curated record.